UCUAGCGAGGAGUGUAAUCAUAUACACAUAAUUAAAGAUGCAAGGCUUCAUUUGGUCAAUAAAGUGUAUUUGUCUUUACGUUAAUGUGGCUAAUGGAAUAAACCUAUUGGUGUAAACGUCUAAGCUAAGCUGUGCUGCUUUUUUGCUCAUGUCAGACACCAGAGAAGAAGUCCAAUGACCAGAGAUGCAGGAAGAGAAAAGGAGACAUCUAUGACAGCAACAGCCAGGGAAAAGGGAGAGGGCACAAAAUCAGUGAUUAUUUUGAGGUGAGUACCUCGUCCUGGUGACUGGUGUGUUGUCUCAAAUCACUCUCAAACUUUGGUGCAACGUCUUCACCCUCACGUUCCGCCUCUGCCAGUACGGUCCUUCAUCACAUUCUUCCUAAAUAACAACUCUAUCUUCUUUCUUUCUUUCUUGUCUUUCUUGUUUUUUCACUCUCUGUCACCCGCCCUGUGGCCAGUUCACUGGUAGCAGUGGCUCUGGCACCAAUCCGGCCCGGGGCCUCCCCAUGCUGGUGCGCUCCUCUCCCCAGCACUCACUGUGUAAUCCUCUGUUUCAGCAAGGCAGUCCUUCGUCCACAGGCUCUGCCCACACAGACUCUUCAUCCUGCAGCUCUGUGAAGACGGCCCCCACACACUCAUGCUCGCACAAAGCCAUCCAGUCAGAACUGACGCUGCUGAAACUGACGGCACUGGAGAAGGACAAGAACUCUGACCUGGAGAAGAAAGAGGGGAGGAUAGACGACCUGCUGAGGGCUAACUGUGACUUGAGGCGGCAGGUAGAUGAGCAGCAGAAGAUGUUGGAGCGCUACAAGGAACGGCUGAACAAGUGUGUGACCAUGAGCAAGAAGCUCCUAAUCGAGAAGUCCAAGCAGGAGAAGAUGGCUUGCAGGGACAAGAGCAUGCAGGAUCGUCUGCGUCUGGGCCACUUCACCACCGUACGGCAUGGAGCCUCCUUCACCGAGCAGUGGACGGAUGGAUAUGCCUUCCAGAACCUCAUCAAGCAGCAGGAGCGAGUCAACAUGCAGCGGGAGGACAUGGAGAGGCAGAGGAAGUUACUGGGAAAGAGGAAACCUCCCUCCAUGGCCCAGACACCUCCACCCAGCCUGGAACAGAACAAACGAAAGAGCAGGAGCAACGGCCAGGAGAGUGAAGCGUUGUCGCUGGCAGAAUAUCAUGAGCAAGAGGAGAUUUUUAAACUUCGAAUUGGUUAUCUAAAAAAGGAAGAAGCAGAGAUCCAGGCUGAACUGGAGCAUUUGGAGCGAGUAAGAAACCUGCACAUUCGGGAGCUGAAGAGAAUCCAUAACGAGGACAACUCGCAAUUCAAAGACCAGCCCACGCUGAACGACCGAUAUCUGCUGCUACAUUUACUUGGAAGAGGUGGCUUUAGUGAAGUUUUUAAGGCUUUUGAUUUGGCAGAGCAAAGGUAUGUGGCCAUUAAAAUCCACCAACUUAACAAGAACUGGAGGGAGGAGAAGAAGCACAACUACCACAAACACGCCUGUAGAGAGUACAGAAUCCACAAAGAACUUGACCACCCUCGAAUAGUCAAACUCUACGACUAUUUCUCACUCGACACAGACUCGUUCUGCACAGUGCUGGAGUACUGUGACGGCAACGAUCUGGAUUUCUACUUGAAGCAAAAUAAGCUGAUGAGCGAGAAGGAGGGCCGCUCUAUCGUCAUGCAGAUAGUCAACGCCCUCAAGUACCUCAACCAGAUUCGCCCCCCCAUCAUCCACUACGACCUCAAGCCCGGAAACAUCCUGUUAGUUAAUGGCAUAGCUUGUGGAGAGAUUAAGAUUACUGACUUUGGCCUGUCCAAGAUCAUGGAUGAUGACAGCUACAACUCUGCAGAUGGCAUGGAGCUGACCUCUCAAGGAGCAGGGACCUACUGGUACCUGCCCCCUGAGUGCUUUGUGGUGGGCAAGGAGCCCCCCAAAAUAUCCAACAAGGUGGAUGUUUGGUCAGUAGGGGUCAUCUUCUACCAGAGCUUAUACGGACGCAAGCCGUUCGGUCACAACCAGUCACAGCAGGACAUCCUUCAAGAAAACACCAUAUUAAAAGCCACUGAGGUGCAGUUUCCCCCCAAACCCGUGGUCACCACGGAAGCAAAGGCCUUCAUUCGACGUUGCCUGGCUUAUCACAAGGAGGACCGUGUGGAUGUGCUGCAGUUGGCCAGCGACCCCUUCCUAAUGCCCCACAUUCGCAAAGCCCUGGCCAGCAGCACACCUCAGGCACCUCCUCUUCCCUCCACCUCCGGCUGCUACGGCAGCAGUGCCUCCAACUGAAACGGGCUGAGAGAAACCGGAAUAAAACCCAGGUUAAGGACGAAGCCGCGCAGAGACGUUGCACACUUGAUCAAACGCCUCCUUUUGCUCUCUUGAUUGUGAGCGGGCAGAGAGCACGAUGGGAUGUAGGGAUCCUAAAAGUGUGAAUGGAACCAAAAUGAUGGAUGACGUGGUGAUGUAGUAGGAAUUGUGCCCACCACGAUCAUCCAAGUGCUAAAAAAAAUGAAGGGCCAGUCUGUGGGCUCAGUAGAACCCAAAGAUUUGCCCAUAUGCAUGCACUAACAAAAACCUUUCAAGGGGCUUUUUUACCUGAUAAAUAGUAAAAGCACCCGAAAAAAUUGCACAACCGACAGGCUGAGAAGUACGCCAUGUGUGAAAGAUCAGCUGCCUGUACUCUGUGGAAGGUUGGGAAGAAGUAUUAAUGAAAUUUCAUCCCAUCCCAUUCUGUUUAAAAUGCAUCAUCUAUCAAACUCUUUUCCAGAACUAAAGUGGUCAGUUUGAAAUGUGUGUCCCUAUAGGGUUGAACCUGGGACUUUUAAGGAAUGACUGAUGACCACAGUUGAAGGUCUACCUUGAUGACAUGGCACUAUUAGAGGUUCAUAAAUGACUAAAUAUUUUACUGGAUAACUGGAAGUCAGCUUAUUUUAAUUAAGUCCAUAUUUUUCCAUGAAAUGUACCCCCUCUAAUGUUUCUGUUAACCUUAUAGGGGGGCUGACUGAGUGAGUGCUGUAAUGAGUUAAGAUUACACAGAAAUAAUUAUGAAAGCAUUAAAAAAAACACUUGAUUAACUCUGUGGUGUCUUAACUUGAUUUGGGAAAGUGGACAAAUAGUACAUGUAUUGCAAAGGACAAUACUGAGUAUAUAUUUAUUGAAUCAUUCAUGCUGUUGCCAUUGGUAUACCGUUACGUAGUUUGAGUGUGUUUCGAUGUUAGCAAUUACAUUGUGUCAAAUGCAUUUAAUCUAUAAAAAAAACUUUCCACACAACGUUUUUCACAGCAUGAAAUGUUUUAUUUACUCAAAUCCCACCAUUAAAAGUAUCCAUCAUGUCUAAAAGACACAUUUAACAUUGUGGUGCAGAGUACGAACACAAAGGAGCUGUAUCGGUGUACCUCCAAAAACAACAGUUAACCUGCAACGUAUGUACGCAAGUGGCAAACGAGAUGACUGCAUUCGAGGUAAAUAAAAUACUGACACUCUUGUUGAAUACUACACAGUGUUAGUCUAUUACAAUGACCUCUUACAGCUCAUGCAAUUGGGACAUUGAGAAAAACAUUUUUCUCACUGAAGAAAGUGAUUUCAAAGGUGUGCAGCACAACCGCAGAACUUCACAAAGUGGUUAGAAGUGAAUUUGGUGGAGAUUUCUU
Molecule: messenger RNA, 3651 nt
Organism: Anarrhichthys ocellatus (wolf-eel)
Lineage: Eukaryota; Metazoa; Chordata; Actinopteri; Perciformes; Anarhichadidae
Product: serine/threonine-protein kinase tousled-like 2
Exons: 17
Coding region: 509-2287 (592 amino acids)
Biological process (GO): intracellular signal transduction; chromosome segregation; peptidyl-serine phosphorylation
Cellular component (GO): nucleus; perinuclear region of cytoplasm
Molecular function (GO): protein serine/threonine kinase activity; ATP binding
Source: RefSeq, a predicted model, not a curated record